GAUUGAAGCAGCUCGAUGCCCAGAUGUGGUCGUGGCACAAAUAGACCCCAAAAAAUUGAGAAAGAAGCAGACAGUGAACGUUUCACUUUCCAGAUGUCAGCCUGCCCCUGAAGGAUACUCUCCAACGCUCAAGUGGCAGCAGCAGCAAGUGGCCAAUUUCUCAGCUGUUCGUCAGAGCCUGAACAAGCAUAGAAAUCACUGGCGGUCACAACAUCUGGACAGCAAUGUUAUUAUGCCAAAAUCAGAGGAUGAAGAAGGCUGGAAGAAGUUCUGCUUGGGCGAAAGAGUAUAUUCAGAAAUAGAUGCACUACCUGAUAAUGAGAAUCUAGGCAUUGAUUACAUAAAGGUGGGCUUUCCCCCUUUGCUAAGUAUCGUAAGCAAAAUGAACCAGGCAACAGUAACUAGUGUCUUAGAACACCUGAUAAGCUGGUUUGGGGAGAAAAAGUUUACUCCUGAACUGGGUAGGUGGCUUUAUGCAUUGUUGGCAUGCCUUGAAAAACCUUUGCUACCUGAAGCUCACUCCCUUAUUCGACAGCUGGCAAGACGAUGCUCCGAAGUCAGACUACUGGAGGAGAACAAGUAUGAAGAACAGAUAUCAGCACUGAACUUGAUAAUCUGUUUAGUUAGCAGGUACUUUGAUCAGCGUGACCUGGCCGAUGAGCCGCCCUAG
Molecule: messenger RNA, 670 nt
Organism: Merops nubicus (carmine bee-eater)
Lineage: Eukaryota; Metazoa; Chordata; Aves; Coraciiformes; Meropidae
Gene: GEMIN2
Product: gem (nuclear organelle) associated protein 2
Exons: 9
Biological process (GO): spliceosomal complex assembly; spliceosomal snRNP assembly
Cellular component (GO): spliceosomal complex; nucleus; SMN complex
Source: RefSeq, a predicted model, not a curated record